Molecule: messenger RNA, 297 nt
Organism: Staurois parvus
Lineage: Eukaryota; Metazoa; Chordata; Amphibia; Anura; Ranidae
Source: the annotation of a GenBank genome assembly
UGCCACCUGUCAGUGUCCAUCAGUGCCAGCUGUCAGUGCUCAUCCAUGCCACCUGCCAGUGUCCAUCAGUGCCACAUUUCAGUGCCCAUCAGUGCCACCUAUCAGUGCCAGUCAGUGCCUCCUAUCAGUGCUGCCAAUCAGUGCCACCUAUUAGUGCCCGUCAGUGCCGCAUAUCAGUGCCACCUAUCAGUGUGCAUCAGUGCCACCUAUCAGUGUCCGUCAGUGCUGCCUAUCAGUGCCACCUAAUAGUGCCAGUCAGUGCCACCGAACAGUGCUAGUCAGUGCCACCUAACGGUG